Molecule: messenger RNA, 1361 nt
Organism: Pseudovirgaria hyperparasitica
Lineage: Eukaryota; Fungi; Ascomycota; Dothideomycetes; Acrospermales; Acrospermaceae
Exons: 2
Coding region: 135-1277 (380 amino acids)
Source: RefSeq, a predicted model, not a curated record
UGACGACGACGAGGACAUGCGCGACGCAACACGUCUGCAUGCGUCCGAAUCCGCAAUGUCUGCGCCUUCGGGUGUUGAUCCCCAGGCAGGAUACGAGCAUGUUUUAUCUAACUUGAUCGAGCAACAGACCGCUUAUGCGGCCUUCCUGUCGUCGUUGGACGUUGCCGAUUUCAACGCGUUCAGCAUCAACCAACGUUUUCAGGAGGCUGUCGUCUGGCUGCAGAACCAAGCAGAGAACGAGCAUGUACUACAUGCUCUUGCCGAGGGUUAUUACUCCUCAAGACGUCGUCCAUUCUGCCUUCCAACUGACCGAACCCAUAGGUUCAACCACGUACACGGACGUAUGCCACGCAGUCGAGAAGCUGCAUAUGCUCAUCGACCGCUGCAACGAAGACCAAUAUCUCACGCAGAGGUCCAUCUAUAUCCACGCACAACACAUCUGUUUCUACGUUUCGUGUCUGAACGACGUUCUCGCUAUCGUGAGGAAACAGUCUGUGUUCAACAACUUCAUCCACCGCGGGCGCAUCGAAGACCUUUACCUCGAGACUCACGACUUCACCCGAACGAGAGAGAUUUUCCCAAACGCCGACACGCCCCUCGUCUGUCGCCUGAGCAAUGGAAUCUCGCGACGCCGCAGACGGCUCAAAGAGCGCAUCCUGGCUCCCAGCCUGAGUGUGCCAAAGGUCAAGAGGGAGUACGGCGAAGGCAGCAGAUCCAGCCCUCCCAUGACCCUCCAUGAGCCAGAAAUCCCACUCAAACCUUAUGGGCUCGAGAUCCUCCUAGAGGAGCCCUUUGACUGCGCUACUUGUUUCCGCAAGGUCACGACCGAAACCCAAAGGGACUACAUCCACCACAUCGACCACGACCUCAAACCAUAUCUGUGUACAUACGUAGACUGUAUUACACCGCUACGGAUGUAUGGCAGUCAAGCAGAAUGGUUCGAGCACGAAAAGACCUGCAGGCGCCAGUCCUGGGAGUGCCAAUCCAUCAGAGAACCAGCUUUAAAGUUCAACGGCUGCACAGACGAAAGCGACGAGCCCUUCAGCUUCUCCUCAGAAACUGAAUUCCAAGUCCACGUCCUACAGCAGCAUCCAGAGGAGUGGGACCAGAUCGAGCAGAUCACUGCUCAAUGCAAGAUUGAUGAUAGAAAGUUGAGAAUGUCGCCAGACUGUCGGCUCUGCGGCUUCAGGGCUGGCAACUUGGAGCGUCUGGAACCUCACUUGGGAGCCCAUAUGCGAGAGCUGGCUUUGCUCUCCCUACCCGAGAGCCUCAGAUAAAAUCAAGACACAGUCGUACCAUGGUACCACUUACAUCUUGCCACCAGUGAUCAGGAUGCGGUGACUGUCUGGCUAGAAGUCUGC